Messenger RNA from Amblyraja radiata (thorny skate), 2728 nucleotides. It is a transcript of the gene rufy1, whose product is annotated as RUN and FYVE domain containing 1. The record is from RefSeq and is a predicted model, not a curated record. Lineage: Eukaryota; Metazoa; Chordata; Chondrichthyes; Rajiformes; Rajidae. Gene Ontology annotation, molecular function: metal ion binding. The transcript has 18 exons. Gene Ontology annotation, cellular component: cytoplasm. The coding region runs from base 59 to 2119 and encodes 686 amino acids. Gene Ontology annotation, biological process: protein transport; regulation of endocytosis.
GGGUUGUCCCGCUCGAUGUCUCGGGGACCGAUUGCGUGGAUCUGUGUCACGAGUGAAGAUGGCGGACGAUGCCGAGGGGUUGAGCGGCCCUGUCGGGGCGACGGAGCCGGAGCCGGAGCCUCGGGUGCCGUCGGCAAGCGACAGGAGCGCGGAGGAGGGCGGCUGGUCCACGCCAAUCCUGUCGCUGGCCAAGAGAGCGUCGGAAACGCUUUCGGCGAACUACGGAAAUGCUUUGAAGUCGGCGGCCAUCGGGCUCGCUGUCAAGGCGAGCGGGGACGGCAGCAACGCCAUCAGCAAAAAUCUGAGUGAACAUAUGAAAAAUGAAAGAGCCAACCUCAUGAAUAUGAUGAAACUUAGCAUUAAAGUGCUCAUACAGUCUGCAUUAAGUUUGGGAAGAACUUUGGAUGCUGAUUACCCACCUCUUCAGCAGUUUUUUGUGGUAAUGGAGCAGUGUCUCAAACAUGGACUAAAAGUAAAGAAGACUUUUCUUGGACCAAACAAGUCAUUUUGGGGUCCCCUAGAAUUAGUGGAAAAAUUGUGUCCUGAGGCUGCUGAAAUAGCAACAAGUGCCAGAAACCUACCAGGACUUAAAACUGCAAUUGGAAGAGGGAGAGCGUGGCUUAAUCUUGCUUUAAUGCAAAAGAAAAUGGCUGAUUAUUUGAAGGCUUUGCUUGAUAGGAAAGAUCUACUAAGUGAAUUCUAUGAUACAAAUGCACUAAUUAUGCAUGAUGAGGGAGCAGUUAUUGUUGGUCUACUGGUUGGCCUUACAGUUAUCGAUGCAAAUCUUUGUUUAAAAGGAGAAGAUUUGGAUUCACAGGUUGGUGUGAUAGACUUCUCGCUGUACUUGAAAGAUGGAGCUCAGGAUCGUACUGACAACAAACAGAGUACUGAAAUCACCAACAUUCUUGACCAGAAACAUUAUGUGGAAGAGCUCAACAGACACUUAAGUGGUACAGUUUCUGACCUGCAAACAAAACUAGAUUCAUUGGAAAAGAUUAAUGCAAAACUAAUGGAAGAGCUUACAGCAGCAAAUGACCGAAUUCAGUCACUUCAGGAGGAACAGGAUCAAUUAAAACAAGAAAAUUCGUCAAUCCUUGAAAGCAAUGAACGUCGAGUAGCAGUGAAUAGACAAGAUUCUGAAGUAGAGCUGGAAACUUAUAGACAGACUCGCCAGGGUCUAGAUGAAAUGUAUAAUGAAGUCUGGAAGCAACUGAAAGAAGAAAAACAGCUUCGAAUGGAACUGGAGAAAGAAUUGGAAUUACAAGUGAGCUUGAAGCAAGAAAUGGAAAUGGCCAUGAAGUUGCUAGAGAAAGACACUCAUGAGAAGCAAGACACGCUGGCUGCUCUGCGACAACAAUUGGAAGAAGUGAAGGCCAUCAAUUUGCAGAUGUUUCACAAAGUUAAGAACUCUGAUGGGACAAUGCAGCAGAAGACUGAUGUGAUAAACUCUAUUGAACAUAAAACUGACCAGAUGAUUGUUGCCACAAAGCAAAUGGAGGAAAGAUUGCAGCAGUCUGAAAGAGCCAGAAAGUUGGCAGAAGAAAGAAAUGGAAAGAUUAGACAGGAAUUUGUCAAUAAGAUUGAGAGCCUCCAACAGCAGCUAGGUGAACUGGACAAACAACGAUCUAUUUUGGAUUCUGAACUAAAAGCUGAGAAGGAACAGAGGCAAAGUCUUCAGCUGCAACUGCAACAAGAGGGAGAUGCAACAUCCCAAUUAAAAACUCAACUCCAGCAAAGAUCAGGUCUAGAAAAGGAAAUGCAAAGAUUACAGGAUGAAAAAAGAGAACUACAAAAGAUCUGUGAAGAACAAGAACAGGCCUUGCAAGAAAUGGGACUUCAUCUCAGUCAAUCAAAAUUGAAAAUGGAGGACAUUAAGGAGGUCAAUAAAGCAUUAAAGGGAAAUGCCUGGCUUAAAGAUGAUGAAGCAACAUCUUGCAAACAAUGUGAAAAGGAAUUCUCAAUAUCCAGAAGAAAGCAUCACUGUAGAAACUGUGGUGACAUCUUCUGCAACAACUGUUCCAGUAACGAAUUGGCACUUCCUUCUUACCCCAAGCCUGUGCGGAUCUGUGACAGUUGCCAUACACUACUUCUACAACGAUGUUCUUCAAAUGCUUCCUGAAGAGAAGACAGCAUAAUUGUACCAGCUAUUGGUGCUUGCUCAAUUUAGCUCUACUGCAUCAGUAAGUGUUAACUUCAAUGCCAAUAUCUUUUCUAAAGGUUACAUUUCCAUCUAUCCAGACAAAAGGGGUUGCAUUAAAUGGAUUAUUAGUAAUAAUAUUAAUUUGCUUUAAGUCACUUUAACAUAUGCUGUCAAUAAGAUGAUAAAUUUGAAAAUUAAACCAGAAUCCUGAUCUGGUUGUGUUCCCUUUUCUUUACUCCAGUAAACAGUGCCAAGUGUAAUGAUUGUAACAAUGUUAAAUGGUUUUCACAGGUCUGCAGUGUAUUUGUAUCUCAAAGCUAUUUUUAUGGCUCUGCCUUUGGUCAAUAACUGCAUUACCAGUAAUGCUGUGACAAAUGAGCCAAUCCUGUUAAAACUGAUGCUCUAUCCACAGCAACAAAUAAGUGAAUAUCAUCAUCCUCUUGUUUAUGGUUGUAUAGCCAGAUCCAGGGCAUGUUGACUAGCUGUGUUAAAUUUGGAAUAUGACUAUUUGAAUGUUCAUGUCUGCUGUAUGAACUGGCCUGAUUUUAUCUUGCAGAACUAUUAAAUUUCCAAGAAUUGUAAACCAUA